UGCUUGCCUGCCCUGGAGCAGGAAGAGGGCGGGUCCUAGCUGGGCUUCAAGUUCUGCCGGCAGGCUCCUGCCUCACCAGUCCGACUGCCAUGCCGUACCUUGCCAUGGGCCCGUGGCUCCUGCUCGCCGCAGCCUGCAGCUUUGGGGCAGCCAUGGGGGAGCCUCGUGGGGCGUGUAACUCCCCUCCCCACCAGUGGUGCCGUUCCAGAGAGCUUGCCCGGGCCUGCCAGGUGGAGCAGCUCUGUGCCCAGAAGGCAGCCCCCCAGAAAUUCCCACCGGUCUCCGUGGAGCUGUACUACGAGAGCCUGUGCCCGGCCUGUCGUGGAUUCCUCUCCCUCCAGCUCUUCCCCACCUGGGUCAUGCUGAAUGAAAUCCUGAAUGUCACACUUGUGCCUUACGGCAACGCCCAGGAGACGAAGACGGAAGGCAAGUGGCACUUUGACUGCCAGCACGGGGAAGAGGAGUGCCAGGGGAACAUGAUGGAGGCCUGCCUCAUCCACCUGCUGGAGGACGUCAAUCUUUUCUUCCCAGUCAUCUUCUGCAUGGAGUCAGGCAGCCAAGUUGUGGGGAACCUGUUGCCGUGCCUGAAGGUUUAUGCUCCUGAGCUGUCUAUGGACAACGUCACGGCCUGUGUGAAAGGAGACCUCGGCAACCAACUGAUGCAUCAGAAUGCGCAGCGCACCGAGGCCCUGAAACCACAGCACCAGUAUGUGCCCUGGAUCGUCAUCAAUGGGGAGCACACGGAAAAACUGCAGGCUGUGGCCAUGGAGGCCCUCUUCACGCUGGUCUGCACCUUAUACAAGGGGGAGCUGCCUUCAGCCUGCCAGGAAAAACUCCUAGCCUCGCCUUCUCCAUCCCCACAAAAUACCUGCCUGAGGUAUUAAAUUCAGGCCAGGCCUUCUCCCACUCGCCAGACCCCUGGAGCCACAGCUCCCGCCUGAAGCAGACCAGAAGCAAGAACCUUUCCCUCCCUGCCCACCACUGCCUGCUGCGCCUCCGGAAAACCAGUCGCCACCCGCGGUGUUGCACAAGCCAAGCAGUGGCUGUCUGCCCCUCUGCCUACAACCCUGCAGAAGAAAAGGGGGCUGCUGCGGACGGAAGGGCUUUCCCUUCUCCCACACUGCUGCUGCUUGAGCAGACCUGCAGAGUUGGUGCUUGGGGGGGGUGUAGGACCAUACAGCUGAAAUGGUGUCUGCUUGCUACUGUGACUCCUAAAGGCGUGGGAGUGUCACGAGCCCAGUCACCCAGACCCUGUAAUGUCUGGAAAAGACAGACGCUCUCACAUCAGUUACAUUGAGACAAGAUAUUUCGGGAACUUGCUAAGCUACUGUGGAUUUUUUCGCAUGCUAAGCAGAAUAUUUUACAUGUUUCCUGUGAGAAUCUUUGUGUGCCUAUGUCUUAAGCUGAGACCUGAACGCUGUAUAAUAAAGGCCGCUUGCUUUGCAAGCUGAGCAUUUUCUCCUCAA
Molecule: messenger RNA, 1466 nt
Organism: Heteronotia binoei (common prickly gecko)
Lineage: Eukaryota; Metazoa; Chordata; Lepidosauria; Squamata; Gekkonidae
Gene: IFI30
Product: IFI30 lysosomal thiol reductase
Exons: 7
Coding region: 90-884 (264 amino acids)
Cellular component (GO): lysosome
Molecular function (GO): oxidoreductase activity, acting on a sulfur group of donors, disulfide as acceptor
Source: RefSeq, a predicted model, not a curated record